Electrophorus electricus (electric eel) is the source of this 2941-nucleotide messenger RNA. RefSeq names its product OTU deubiquitinase 1 (gene otud1). The record is from RefSeq and is a predicted model, not a curated record. Lineage: Eukaryota; Metazoa; Chordata; Actinopteri; Gymnotiformes; Gymnotidae. Gene Ontology annotation, biological process: protein K63-linked deubiquitination. Gene Ontology annotation, molecular function: cysteine-type deubiquitinase activity.
CAACAAUAAUAAUAAUGCUUUUUUGUACUUGUUAAAAAUCACUUUCAACGAUUUAUAUUAUUAUUAGGACUAUUUCUCACUAACCUAAAACACAAAAAAGUAAAACAAUUGUAAUGAAUGUAUACGCAGUCGGUUUACGAAGAUGGACUUUAUUUCAAAGUUUGGCCAUAAACAAACAUCUGUGAAGGUCAUAAAUAUAUGUAGUUGGCUAGUGUCGUCACGAGCGAAGCUCGUCGAUUAGAGGUUUGUUGGUAAAUAUAAAUGUUCUCACUUUUUUAAGCGUUUAAGUGAGUAACAGUCCAUAUAAGGUCAAGUAACAAUGUUCAAUAAUGCGAGGUGAUGUAAUGCAUAACUAAAAGAAUGACUCGCACUUGUGAGUUGGGGGAAGAAAUGGGGGGGACGACACACGUAUAUUUUUCUCGAUCAAUUUCAGCAUGACUGGAUAUUCUUUAAAAUCUGUUUUGCCGAAGCGGGCCAGCAGCGCGGGACUCUGAGGCGGGACUUCCUCUUCGGUGGAGGGCAGUAUAGUUUGCUUGUGUCUCGUCCUGUUUGCGCUGCAGCGUUUCGCGAGAGCGAGCGGCCUCUUGGCAAGCUUUGCGCGUUCCGCUCCCGCGACGCCGCCCAGACGCGCUCGGCCGUGUAAACACGCGCCGAAGAGAGACGCUCCGCCAGGCGCGGUGACGCAGCAGAUCCUUCGCGUUUCUCACGGCACCGUCAUCGGCCGAAGCGGGCCGUCGCUCUCCACCGGGCGGUGUGCCGGGAUCCGGGGAGCGGAGGGUCCGAUUUCUUCUGACCCUUCUAAAAUUAGGGGCUCGGGGCCUGACGCAAGAUCACAGAAAUGGACCUUCAGUAACAGCGGGAACACCGACGACUCAUGGAAACGCGCCUCACAACUUUAACGCUGUUGAUGAAAGGGUGUAUUUUUAUCCGGUGUUGUCAUCGUUCGGUAACACGGAGGCUUCCAGCAUACUGUAUAAAGGGAGGACUCGGAAAAUGCAGUUGUAUAGCAGCGCGUUAACGCAUUACCCCGGUUCCUCUCGAAAAGUUUCGGUAACUGUCACUUCCAGUGGCGGGAUCAAAUCGCCAGCGGAGGACUCAAGCUAUACCGACACCAAGGCUGUUAACGGAAGCGCCACAUCGCGCACAGAAGUCCCAGCCGAGAGGGAUCAGACGGACGCCAGCAUGCCAGCCUUUUCUUGCUACGAGGCUGCCUCGGUGAGGCCGGUUUUCUACACGUCCAAAGCGGAGAUCAUCAUCACACGGCCGGAUGGCGUGGAGAGGUCCGUCCCUGUUCACGUUAUGAAGGAUCUGCACCCGAACCGGGCUUCUGUAGAGCCGCAAAGACGUUCGUGUACAGAGAGGAACAUGGAUGAGUCGGAUACUGAACUGAUGUUCGGUCAUUUAGGACGUGUAACGUGUAGAGCGGAGGUUUCAGAAGAUAACGCUAAGACGAAGGAGAACAAAUCGCUAAUGUUUGAUAGCUCAGCAAAAAGGGACGAUUUUAGCCUGCACAAUCAGGAAGAGGUAUACAUGCCUAACAAUGUUACAACUCCACAAAGUGGUUCAAACAGAGUUGUGUCAAGGUGCAGUGGAGAACACUCUUCUGAAGCUGUCAUGCCAGUCGAAGACCAAGUUAACUCAAAACACCAGGAGCAAGAUGACGAGGAGUGCGAAGGCGUCGAGGAGCCCGUCUUUGAGCUGCGCAUUCUCCAGGAGCCCCCUUCAUCCGCGAGCAGGAGUGACCUCACCGAGAAGGUGACUCAGUACCUGGCAGAGGUGGAGAGACAGAACAAAUACCUCCAGGAGAGGAAGAAAUACCGCUUCCACAUCAUCCCUGACGGAAACUGCCUUUACCGCGCCGUGUCAAAGGCCGCGUACGGCGAGCAGUCGAUGCACAAGGACCUCCGCGAGCAGGCUGUGCACCACAUCGCCGACCACCUCGACGAGUUCAGCCCCAUCAUCGAGGGCGACGUCGGUGAGUUCCUGAUCAGUGCCGCGCAGGACGGCGCCUGGGCCGGCUACCCGGAGCUCCUCGCCAUGAGCCAGAUGCUUGAUGUCAACAUCCACCUGACCACCGGCGGGAGCCUGGAGAGCCCCACCGUGUCCACCAUGGUCCACUUCUUGGGCCAGGAGGACUCGACCAAGCCGGCCAUUUGGCUCAGCUGGCUGAGCAACGGACAUUACGACGCGCUGCUUGACCGGCGCCUGCCCAACCCGGAGUACGACAGCUGGUGCCGUCACACGCACGUCCAGCGGAAGCGGGACGAGGAGCUGGCCAAAUCCAUGGCCGCGUCCCUCUCUAGAAUGUACAUAGAGCAGAAUGGCCUUCAUUAAACCAGGCGACCAGACACACUGAUCCAGGAACAGCCUUUACCAUGGAAUACUGUACUGAUAUCUUAUACUGUAUUUUUUUAUCUGAUUGCACUUCUCUUUCCAUGUGUGUUCAAAAUGCCUUAAUUUAUUCUAGCCUUGUGCAAUUUUUCUAUCAAUGUAUUUAAGUGCAGCGCACAAGAAUUAGUAUGAUAGUUGGUUUGGUCUGCGUGAAUGUUGCCGGCUUGCCUUUGUACAUGCCUGCCUAAUGAUAAAUUCCUGCAGCUUUUCUUACCCUUUUCGUCUGUAAGAAUCGGACCUUGUCUCUUCCUUACUGGAAUGUGCGUCACUUACUGUCGUUGCCACUGGUCUCCUUUAGUGAUCUGCCUCUAUGGGGGUUUCUGCAGUCUGUGAUUUCUAUUUUUACAAUUGAUGAUUAGUUAUAAAAACAUUAGCUUGAUACAUUUGGCUUUGAAAAUAAAGUCUACAGUUUUUAAUCAAUCAUUUGCUCUGAUGUCCGUUCUUAUUUUUCAUGGUUUUUUUUUUUUUUUGGUCUCUCCUGUUUGGAGACAGUGUGGCAGCAAUAGAUUUGUUAAUAGCUGAAUUAUUAAUAAAAUAUAAAAGUUUGAUC